CUAACAUGGUGGUCAACGUUGACAUUUAGAUGAAAAUUAGAUAAUUUUUAACGGAAUGGAGCUCUCUGAUACAUCUGUGCAUUUAUUGAUAAAUGCAGGAAUGUCCUUUAUAGGAUUCUGCUUGUGUCUAAACAUAAUCCCGAAAUUUAAAGAUAUGUUUAUACGUGCAAAUCUGUUUGGAGUAGAUAUGAGCAAAAAAUCUAAAGUGAAAGUACCUGAAGCAGCUGGUGUGAUAUGUGGAGCAGUGUUUCUAGUGAUUAUGUUUCUGUUCAUACCAGUACCAUUUUACAAGCAUCUUGCUGAUCCAGCCAACAAAAAUUUCCCACAUCAUGAGUAUAUAGAGUACAUUGCAGCCCUGCUGUCAAUAUGCUGUAUGAUAUUCCUCGGAUUUGCGGAUGAUGUUCUCGCCCUCAAGUGGCGUCACAAACUCUGGUUACCCACCAUAGCCUCUCUUCCACUGUUGAUGGUCUACUUUGUCAACUUUAACUCAACUACAAUAAUUGUUCCACUGCCUUUCAGACCCUUCCUUGGUUAUGAUACAGACUUGGGUGUUCUGUAUUACGUAUAUAUGGGUAUGCUGGCAGUGUUCUGUACAAAUGCAAUCAACAUUUUGGCUGGUGUGAAUGGCCUAGAAGCAGGACAGAGUGUUAUUAUAGCUGCAUCAGUGCUCAUAUUUAACUUCAUAGAAAUCUCAGGUGAUUGUUCUGCAGCUCAUGUGUUUAGUAGCUAUUUCAUUUUGCCUUAUACUGCGGUCAGUGCUGCUUUAUUCUACCAUAACUGGUAUCCUUCAAGUGUGUUUGUUGGUGAUACAUUUUGCUACUUUUCUGGAAUGACGUUCGCUGUGGUCGCUAUCCUUGGACAUUUCAGUAAAACCAUGCUGCUGUUUUUCAUACCGCAAGUGGCCAACUUUAUCUACAGUGUACCACAGUUGUUUAGAUUUGUACCAUGUCCUAGACAUAGAUUACCAAAGUACAAUGCAAAGACAGAUAAAGUAGAAAUGAGUUUUGCUGUAUAUAAACAAUCAGAUUUGAAGCCUUUAGGAAAACUGUGUCUUUCAAUUUAUAAACUAUUUGGAGUUGUUCAUACAAAAGAAAAUACAGGAGAAGAUGGCAUGUAUUCUGAAUGCAACAAUUUAACGUUGAUCAAUUUAAUGUUAAAAUUCUUCGGACCUCUUCAUGAAAGAAAGCUAGUCACUAUAUUAUUAUUAUUGCAGAUAUUAUGCAGUUGUGUGGCAUUUACUAUCAGAUAUCAAGUGGCGAAACUGUUUUACGAUGUAUAAUAAUAUACUUGGCAGUAUCAGAAAGUGCAGGCAAUAUUCUGUGAUGUAUACCACAAUUUGAAUAAGCUUUAGAAAAUCCUGCUGGUUAGGGGAGUAUACAGUUGUAAAAUGGACUCUAAUACUCAGCCAUUUUUAGUACAAAUAGAACUGAAUUUGACAUUUUAUGGUUCAAGAGUUUUAUAUGAAUUCAUUCAUGUGAGGUAAAGCCUAGGAAUGAUUUUUUCCUUAAAAAAUGUUAUAAUUAUGUACUUUUCUGCAUGUUAUCCAGGUGAAAAUAUUUGACAGAUUGUUUAUAUCAUGUUAGGUCUAGAACCACUUCGGUAUGUGUUUCUAAAUCUAGUUCAAAUGUGCAGGUUUGAACCUGGCUCUAAGAUGAUAGCAUUGCAUUUAGAGACCUUAGCUGGUAUUAAUCAAUGUUUUAAGUCAAAUAUUGAGAGUUUUAAAGCCUGUAAAAAUUCAGCUUGGAAUAAAUUUAUGUUGCUGAUACUUUGCAUAGUUCUGUGUUGUAGUUUAUGCCAUUAUCAUGCCAAGUUUCAUCAAAAUCCAUACAAGAUUUUUAUAUAUCAGGCAAAAAGGUAAUUUGAGCCGUGCCAUGAGAAAACCAACAUAGUGGGUAUGCGGCCAGCAUGGAUCCAGACCAGCCUGCGCAUCCGCGCAGUCUGGUCAGGCUCCAUGCUGUUCGCUUUUAAAGCCUAUUGGAAUUGCAGAAACUGUUAGCGAACAGCAUGGAUCCUGACCAGACUGCGCGGAUGCGCAGGCUGGUCUGGAUCCAUGCUGGUCGCAAACCCACUAUGUUGAUUUUCUCAUGGCACGGCUCAUUUAUUCAUUUCAGAGUGUAUGUCUAAGUUUCUGACUUAAAACAUUGAUGAAUACUGACAGAGUCUUGUAAUACUGCCUGGUCAUUGGUUGUUAAGAAAGAUUAAAAAAGUGCCAGAGUUCUAUGACUAGUCUCCAAGGGACUUUGGAAGGAAACCUUGAUUGUUUGGCAAUACUUUCAUUGUUGUAUUUUUGUGUAAAGAUUUGUAAAUCCAAAGUAAAUACUUGCAGUAUUUAUAUUUUUUGUGCACAGAUUGUUAUUUAAUGAAUAGUAUGAAAGCUGCUUCGAGCAGUAUUUGUGUGUCACUGUUACCAAAAAAGUCAUUUCAGAUUUGUUAUAUAUCUUUUGUAUUUUUCUUCUCUUCAUUUUUAAAUUAUUUCAUUUUUAGCUCAUCUGAUUUUUUGAAAAAAAAUGAUGAGUUAUUGUCAUCACUUGAGCGGUUGUCGGCGUCGGCGUCGGCGUCUGCGUCGGCGUUGCCUGGUUAAGUUUUAUGUUUAGGUCACCUUUUCUCCUAAACUAUCAAAGCUAUUGCUUUGAAACUUGGAAUACUUGUUCACCAUCAUUAGCUGACCCUGUAUAGCAAGAAACAUAACUCCAUCUUGCUUUUUGCAAGAUUUAUGGCCCCUUUUGUACUUAGAAAAUAUCAGAUUUCUUGGUUAAGUUUUAUGUUUAGGUCAACUUUUCUCCUAAACUAUCAAAGCUAUUGCUUUGAAACUUGGAAUACUUGUUCACCAUCAUAAGCAGACCCUGUACAUCAAGAAACAUAACUCCAUCUUGCUUUUUGCAAGAUUUAUUGCCCCUUUUGGACUUAGAAAAUCAGUUUUCUUGGUUAAGUUUUAUGUUUAGGUCAGCUUUUAUCCUAAACUAUCAAAGCUAUUGCUUUAAAACUUGCAACACUUGUUCACCAUCAUAAGUUGACCCUGUACAGCAAGAAACAUAACUCCAUCCUGCUUUUUGCAAGAUUUAUUGCCCCUUUUGGACUUAGAAAAUAUCAGAUUUCUUGGUUAAGUUUUAUGUUUAGGUCAACUUUUUCUCUUAAACUAUCAAAGCUAUUGCUUUGAAACUUGCAACACUUGUUGGCCAUCAUAAGCUGACCCUGUACAGCAAGCAACGUAACUCCAUCCUGCUUUUUGCAAUAAUUAUUGCCCUUUUUGGACUUAGAAAAUAAUUUUCUUGGUUGAGUAUUAUGUUUAAGUCAACUUUUCUCAUAAACUAUCAAAGCUAUUGCUUUAAAACUUGCAACAGUUUUUCACCAUCAUAAGUGGACACUAAACAUCAAGAAACAUAACUCUAACCUGCUUUUUGCAAGAAUGAUGGCCCUUUUUAGACUUAGAAAAUCAUGGGUAGGACAAUAUUUCUAUUACACAAAAAAAAUCAGAUGAGCGUCAGCACCCGCAAGGCGGUGCUCUUGUUAAAAUUAAAUGUUUUCUUGCUUAGCAGUAAAAUUUAAGUUUUAUUCUUAUUUACUCGGUAAAUCAAAAAGAGCUAUCAGAUCUUCAUUUUAAUGUAUGCCGACACGGUUACCAUAGCUGUUACCGGUAUAUAUCUUGCCCAUAAUACUAAUAAGAGGCAUGGGACUGUAAUAAGUAGUAUGUGUUCUACAGACUGAUUAACAAAA
This is a messenger RNA of Mercenaria mercenaria, 3714 nucleotides long. RefSeq names its product UDP-N-acetylglucosamine--dolichyl-phosphate N-acetylglucosaminephosphotransferase-like. Gene Ontology annotation, molecular function: UDP-N-acetylglucosamine-dolichyl-phosphate N-acetylglucosaminephosphotransferase activity. The coding region runs from base 56 to 1279 and encodes 407 amino acids. The record is from RefSeq and is a predicted model, not a curated record. Lineage: Eukaryota; Metazoa; Mollusca; Bivalvia; Venerida; Veneridae. Gene Ontology annotation, cellular component: membrane. The transcript is spliced from 8 exons. Gene Ontology annotation, biological process: dolichol-linked oligosaccharide biosynthetic process; protein N-linked glycosylation.